ACUCGCUUUAUUCUAGCGUGAGAAACACGCUCUCAAACCCCAAACCCGAACUUUAUCUUCUCCGGUGGAAACUCUGGCCGGCGGCCACUUUCCGUCCAAAUCAACAUGGAUUCCGGCGACUUCUUCGCUGGCGAUUAGUUGCCGGAACCUAAAUCAACAUUCUGAUUCGUCAAACUUCCAUUAAACCUUGUUAAUUCCGUUCAUACACACACUGUCAUUGUGAUUUCUAUGGCGUCUGCAGUUUUAACAAGCAGAAAUGAUCAUCGAUCGAGUGAUUACAUCACUAACUUCACGAGAUUACAAAAUUUUCCAAACCGAAACCCUAACCCUAAAUGUAACAAUUUCUUCGUCGGAAACACCAGCAGUAACGUGAUUUGUAAACCUAAUCAACAGCAAACCGCAUUCAUCCGUUCAUCGAUCAAUCCACCGGCCAAUUCCGUUCCGGCGAGCUCGUACGGCAACGGCUACAGGUACAUUACGUUCCGAAUCAGCUCGUACACUAAAACAGAGCUUCAAAACCUCAAAAAACGGUUAGUUUCAGAUCUACAACGUGUACGGAUCCUCCAGCAAUGGAUCUGCUUAACCACGACGGAGAAAUUGUUGAAAUAUCAUCCGCCGGAGCUGAACAUACCGGCAGUUACAGCACCUAACCGUUCUGUUGGCCGGAAACGUUCGAAUCCGGCACCGCCGGUGAUGAAGAUGAAGAUGAAGAAACAGUGUGGUGGCAGUGGUGGCAGGAUGACGUCAGCGCAGAGGAGGAAGAUGAUGAUGAAGAAAUGUGAACAGAUUUUAGGUAAAUUGAUGAUGCAUAAGCACGGUUGGGUGUUUAAUACUCCGGUGGAUGCGGUUGCGUUAAAGUUGUAUGAUUAUCAUAGUAUUAUUAGUAAUCCGAUGGAUUUAGGGACUAUUAAGUGUAAACUUGCUAGAAAUGUGUAUGAAUCUGCACUUGCAUUUGCGUAUGAUGUUAGAUUGACGUUUCAGAAUGCCAUGGUGUAUAAUGGUAAAGGUUCUGCUGUUUAUAUCAUGGCAGAGCGUUUGCUUUUGAUGUUUGAAGGUUUGUUUGAAUCAAUGCAUCAGAAACAUUUUGUUAAUCAAGUGAAUAGAGUGAAGAAGCAGAAUCAGUCUGCUGGUGUACCGGUUUCAAUCGAAAAGGUUUCUCAAGGUGCGGUGGUUAGGGUAUCGAAGAGGCCGGAGAUGACGGAUGAGGAGAAAGCGGAUCUGGCGGAGAGUUUUUGUAACUUGCAGUUAGGGCCUGAGGGGAUGAAUCAGAUAAUGUCUAUUAUGAACAAGGGGGUUAGGGGUUUGGAACACCAAGGGGAUGAAAUCGAGCUUGAUCUCGCGGUUCUUGAUAACGAUACGCUCUGGGCGCUGCACGGUUUCAUUGCCCGGGCGCGUGCGGGGCUUGUUGCGAAUUUGGUUUCUUCGGUACAGGCUGAUCAACCAUCUGGAGAGGAGGAUGUUGAUAUAGGAGAGGAUUAUGUUGAUAUAGGAGAGGAGAUGCAAUUGACGGUUUUCCCUUCGGUUGAGAUCGAGAAGGAUGAUGUGAAUGUUAGUAGCAGUGAGUCGAGCUCGGACAGUGAUUCGUCGUCAAGUGAUUCUGGUUCUGGGAAUAGCUCUAAUGAGCAGGAGGUGAACUCAACACCAAAGGUGGGUCCAUGAUUGAGGUUUUGAAGGCAGGAGAUAUGAGUUUUUUGCAGAUGUAGAGGAUAGAUGUAAAGGAAUUAACAAGAUUGACUGACGAAAGGAAGAAAUUGUAGUUAAUUAGGAAGCUUAUGGGGGGAGGUUAAUGUAAUGACAGUUAGGAGGAAUAUGGUAAAAGAUGCAGGAAGUAGGCAUAGAUGUGUAAAUAGGAGAAGUAUCUUGCAGUAAAUGAAAAAUAUUUUGUGGGUUCAUGAUUUCUUUUCCCCUUGUGUUUUUCUUAGCAUCCAGUUCCAUAUUGUGCAUAAAUGUUGGAGAAUUUGUAUCAGCUGGAUUAAAGGUUUGAUUGCUAGUGGCAGCCUCAAGGGUAAGAUGUGAUAGGACUGAAAUGAACCAGAGAUUGAUCAAGAGAACCUUUGGCCUGUGUGCUGGAGCUGUAUUUCCCCACGCGAGAGGCGCAGCAAUGCGACGAACAUGCGGCACCAAUUUGAGUGCAAGUGAUGGCUGUUUAGGAGCUUUUUUUUGCGCUUCACAGUUGGGUUUAAUUGUUGGUUUAAGAUUUUACAUAGAGCGUGUAUGGUUGCACAAAGACAUUGAUACUAGUACAUUGAGAAACUUGUAUAGCUGUAUUUAUAGUUUGUAUAGUCACACAGACAAGACAAAAGGAAAGUAUGUGAAGCGAGGACCAUGUAUAAGGCGGAGAAGGGCCUCAAGGGGUUUGUGGUGAUUGUUUGGCCUAGACAACCUCAAUACAUUGGCUCGUGGACUAAUUCAAAUAACGUGGGGUUCCAUUUGGGGCCGAAAGUUCCAUUUGAGCCUCUGUUGGCUAA
Messenger RNA from Helianthus annuus (common sunflower), 2468 nucleotides. RefSeq names its product transcription factor GTE7. The coding region runs from base 229 to 1659 and encodes 476 amino acids. The record is from RefSeq and is a predicted model, not a curated record. The transcript is spliced from 2 exons. Lineage: Eukaryota; Viridiplantae; Streptophyta; Magnoliopsida; Asterales; Asteraceae. Gene Ontology annotation, molecular function: protein binding.